GCGGAGGCAGAAGCAGAGAGGAUUCUGGAAAGGUCUCUUUGUUUUCUUUUCCACUGAGGGCGCAGAAAUUCCAAUUAAUUUGUAAGCCACUGGAGCCAGAAAACCUGAACCAUUGUAGAGGAAGGCAUCCAAGAUUCAUCACCGUGGAUGGGGGUCUUUGUUUUGCUGUGAUUUAUUUUUUCCCCCAGUUCUCUUUUCACCAGUGGCACUGCUGUAGAUCAAGCAGAUACCCCUACGUGCUGGCAAUUUGGAUCAAGAGAGGUCUGCGGAAAUGUCCUGACUCCAUAAUGUAAUCAGUCAGUGAUUCACCAUACGUGAAGGGACAGGAUGCUCUCAAAGUAAGGUUUGGCGCCUCAAGAGAGAACUGUAAAUACCACCCUUACGAUUAGUGGACCUAGUUUCUUCAAGGUGCUGGCCGCUGAAGGGAUCAGGUUACAUUUUGACUUACUGUCAACUGCUUAUGUUUUACCCCUGAGAUGAGAUUCUUAUGCAAGUGGCUAAACGUAAUUAAAUUUGCAGGAUGAAAAGAUGGCACAGGCACUGUUGGUACCACCAGGACCCGAAAGCUUCCGCUACUUUACUAGAGAAUCUCUUGCUGCUAUCGAAAAACGUUCUGCAGAAGAAAAAGCUAAGAAGCCCAAACAAGAACAUAAAGAGGAUGAUGAUGAGGAUAAGCCAAAGCCAAACAGUGACUUGGAAGCGGGAAAAUCCCUUCCAUUUAUUUAUGGAGACAUUCCUCCAGGAAUGGUGUCUGAGCCCCUGGAAGACCUGGACCCAUACUAUAUUAACAAAAAGACUUUUGUAGUAUUGAAUAGAGGAAAGGCAAUCUUCCGAUUCAGUGCCACAUCUGCCUUGUAUAUAUUAACUCCUCUCAACCCUGUUAGAAAAAUUGCUAUUAAGAUUUUGGUACAUUCCUUAUUCAGCAUGCUCAUUAUGUGCACUAUCCUGACCAACUGUGUGUUUAUGACCAUGAGUAACCCUCCGGAGUGGACCAAGAAUGUAGAGUACACAUUCACUGGAAUUUAUACCUUUGAAUCACUUGUAAAAAUUCUGGCAAGGGGCUUCUGCUUAGAAGAAUUUACUUUCCUUCGAGAUCCAUGGAACUGGCUUGAUUUCAGUGUCAUUUUGAUGGCAUAUGUGACAGAGUUUGUGGACCUGGGCAAUGUCUCAGCAUUGAGAACGUUCAGAGUUCUCCGAGCGUUGAAAACUAUUUCGGUCAUUCCAGGUUUGAAGACUAUUGUGGGGGCCCUCAUCCAGUCCGUGAAGAAGCUCUCCGAUGUAAUGAUCCUGACUGUGUUUUGUCUGAGUGUAUUUGCUCUAAUAGGCCUGCAGCUAUUCAUGGGCAACCUGAGGAACAAAUGUUUGCAGUGGCCUCCAGGCAAUUUUACUUUCGAGAUAAACAUUACUUCCUACUUUAAUAGCACAGUGGAUACAAAUGGGACAUUUGCUAAUACAACAAUGAGCACAUUUAACUGGAAGGAGUAUAUUGAAGAUGAAAGUCAUUUUUACGUUUUGGAAGGACAAAGAGAUGCUCUGCUGUGUGGUAAUAGCUCAGAUGCAGGCCAGUGCCCAGAAGGAUAUGUGUGCAUGAAAGCUGGUAGAAACCCCAACUAUGGCUACACGAGUUUUGACACCUUCAGUUGGGCCUUCUUGUCUCUAUUUCGGCUGAUGACUCAGGACUUUUGGGAAAACCUUUACCAGCUGACGCUCCGUGCUGCAGGAAAAACAUACAUGAUAUUUUUUGUUCUGGUGAUUUUCUUGGGAUCGUUCUACUUGGUGAACUUAAUCCUGGCUGUGGUCGCCAUGGCCUACGAAGAACAGAAUCAGGCGACCAUGGAAGAAGCAGAGCAGAAAGAGGCUGAAUUUCAGCAGAUGCUGGAGCAGCUCAAAAAGCAACAGGAGGAAGCUCAGGCAGUAGCAGCAGCAGCAGCUGCGUCAAGAGAUUUCAGUGGAAUAGGUGGGCUAGGGGAGCUCUUGGAAAGCUCUUCAGAAGCAUCGAAGUUGAGUUCAAAGAGUGCUAAAGAAAGGAGGAACAGAAGGAAGAAAAGAAAACAGAAAGAGCAGUGUACAGGAGAGGACGAAGGAGAGGGCGAAAACUUCCCCAAAUCCGAAUCUGAAGACAGUAUCAGAAGAAGAAGUUUCCGAUUCUCCGUGGAUGGAAGCCGACUGACCUAUGAAAAGAGAUUCUCUUCUCCGCACCAGUCUUUGUUGAGCAUCCGCGGCUCCCUGUUUUCCCCAAGGCGAAAUAGCAAAACGAGCCUUUUCAGCUUCAGAGGUCGAGCAAAGGAUGUCGGCUCUGAAAAUGACUUUGCCGAUGACGAGCACAGCACUUUUGAAGACAACGAGAGCAGGAGAGACUCCCUCUUCGUGCCGCACAGACACGGAGAACGGCGCAACAGUAACGUUAGUCAGGCCAGUAUGUCAUCCAGGAUGGUGCCGGUGCUUCCAGCAAACGGGAAGAUGCACAGCACUGUGGAUUGCAAUGGUGUGGUGUCCUUGGUGGGUGGACCGGCGACCCUUACGUCACCUACUGGACCGCUUCCGCCAGAGGGCACAACUACUGAAACUGAAGUGAGAAAGAGAAGGUUAAGUUCCUAUCAGAUUUCCAUGGAAUUGCUAGAAGACCCAUCUGGAAGGCAAAGAGCAAUGAGUAUAGCCAGUAUACUAACCAACACUAUGGAAGAACUCGAGGAAUCUAGACAGAAAUGUCCACCUUGCUGGUACCGAUUUGCUAACACUUUCUUGAUCUGGGACUGCUGGGAACCCUGGUUGAAAGUGAAGCACAUCGUCAAUCUGAUUGUGAUGGAUCCGUUUGUUGACCUCGCCAUCACCAUCUGCAUUGUCUUAAACACCUUGUUCAUGGCCAUGGAGCAUUAUCCCAUGACUCCUCAAUUCAGUAAUGUGCUUUCUGCAGGAAAUCUGGUUUUCACUGGGAUCUUCACAGCAGAAAUGGUUCUGAAGAUAAUUGCCAUGGAUCCAUAUUAUUAUUUCCAAGAGGGCUGGAAUAUCUUUGAUGGCAUUAUAGUCAGCCUUAGCUUAAUGGAGCUUGGACUGGCAAAUGUGGAAGGAUUAUCAGUUCUCCGAUCAUUUAGACUGCUUCGAGUUUUCAAACUGGCAAAGUCGUGGCCCACAUUGAAUAUGCUGAUAAAGAUCAUUGGCAACUCAGUGGGGGCCCUGGGAAACCUGACCUUGGUGCUGGCCAUCAUUGUCUUCAUCUUUGCCGUGGUCGGGAUGCAGCUCUUUGGCAAAAGCUACAAAGAAUGUGUCUGCAAGAUCUCCAGCGACUGUGAGCUCCCACGCUGGCACAUGUAUGACUUUUUCCACUCUUUCCUGAUUGUGUUCCGCGUUCUGUGUGGAGAAUGGAUAGAGACCAUGUGGGACUGUAUGGAAGUUGCAGGCCAGACAAUGUGCCUUAUUGUCUUCAUGCUGGUCAUGGUGAUUGGCAAUUUGGUGGUACUGAAUCUAUUUCUGGCCUUGCUUCUGAGCUCCUUCAGUUCAGACAACCUUGCUGCUACCGAUGAUGAUAAUGAAAUGAACAAUCUCCAGAUUGCAGUGGGAAGGAUGCAGAAGGGAAUAGAUUAUGUGAAAAAAAAGAUACGGGAAUUUGUCCAGAAAGCCUUUGUUAGAAAGCAGAAAGCUACACAAGAAAUCAAAGCACUUGACGAGCUAAACAACAAGAAAGACAGCUGCGUUUCCAAUAAUAUUGUAGUAGAAAUGAGCAAAGAUCUUACUUAUCUGAAAGAUGGGAAUGGAACUACAAGUGGUGUAGGUACAGGCAGUAGUGUGGAAAAGUACAUAAUUGAUGAAAAUGAUUAUAUGUCAUUCAUAAACAACCCCAGCCUCACCGUGACUGUACCAAUUGCUGUUGGAGAAUCUGACUUUGAAAAUGUAAAUACUGAAGAGUUCAGCAGUGAGUCCGAAUUGGAAGAAAGUAAAGAGAAACUUAAUGCCACCAGCUCCUCUGAAGGCAGCACCGUUGAUAUCGCUCCCCCGCGAGAAGGAGAACAAGCUGAAAUUGAGCCUGAAGAAAACCUUGAACCAGAAGCCUGCUUUACAGAAGGUUGCAUUAAAAAAUUCCCAUUUUGUCAAGUAAGUAUAGAAGAAGGCAAAGGAAAAAUCUGGUGGAAUCUGAGAAAAACGUGCUAUGGCAUUGUUGAACAUAACUGGUUUGAGACUUUCAUUGUCUUCAUGAUCCUUCUCAGCAGCGGUGCUCUGGCUUUUGAAGACAUAUACAUUGAGCAGAAAAAAACAAUUAAGACCAUGCUGGAAUAUGCUGACAAGGUGUUCACUUACAUUUUCAUUCUGGAAAUGCUUCUUAAAUGGGUAGCAUAUGGUUUUCAAACAUAUUUCACUAAUGCCUGGUGCUGGUUGGACUUCCUAAUUGUAGAUGUCUCCUUGGUUAGCUUAGUAGCCAACGCUCUGGGCUACUCAGAACUCGGUGCCAUCAAAUCUCUGCGGACACUAAGAGCUUUGAGACCUCUAAGGGCUUUAUCCCGGUUUGAAGGAAUGAGGGUGGUGGUGAACGCACUGGUGGGAGCCAUUCCUUCGAUCAUGAACGUGCUUCUGGUGUGCCUUAUCUUCUGGCUAAUCUUCAGCAUCAUGGGGGUAAAUCUGUUUGCCGGCAAAUUCUACCACUGUGUUAACAUCACAACUGAGGCCAUGUUUGAAGUUGGUGUGGUCAACAAUUUUUCUGACUGUCAGGAUCUGGGAAACCAGUCACGGUGGAAAAACGUGAAAGUAAACUUUGAUAACGUUGGAGCUGGCUACCUUGCCCUGCUUCAAGUGGCCACAUUUAAAGGUUGGAUGGAUAUUAUGUAUGCAGCUGUUGACUCACGAGAUGUCAAACAGCAACCUGUGUAUGAAGACAAUCUAUACAUGUAUCUUUACUUCGUUAUCUUUAUCAUCUUUGGAUCAUUCUUCACCUUGAACCUGUUCAUCGGUGUCAUCAUAGAUAACUUCAACCAGCAGAAGAAGAAGUUUGGAGGCCAAGACAUCUUUAUGACAGAAGAACAGAAGAAAUACUACAAUGCAAUGAAAAAACUGGGAUCCAAGAAGCCUCAGAAACCAAUACCUCGGCCUGCGAACAAAUUCCAAGGGAUGAUCUUUGAUUUUGUGACCAGACAAGUCUUUGAUAUCAGCAUCAUGAUCCUCAUAUGCCUCAACAUGGUAACCAUGAUGGUAGAAACAGAUGACCAGAGUAAAGACAUGACCGAUACUUUGUACCGGAUUAACUUGGUGUUCAUCGUGCUGUUCACGGGAGAAUGUGUGCUGAAGCUGAUCUCCCUCCGCCAUUAUUACUUCACCAUUGGCUGGAACAUCUUUGACUUUGUGGUUGUCAUUCUCUCCAUCGUAGGCAUGUUUCUAGCCGAGCUGAUAGAAAAAUACUUCGUGUCCCCGACCCUGUUCCGAGUGAUCCGUCUGGCCAGGAUCGGCCGGAUCCUGCGGCUCAUUAAAGGAGCCAAGGGGAUCCGCACGCUGCUCUUUGCCCUGAUGAUGUCACUGCCUGCCUUGUUCAACAUCGGCCUCCUGCUCUUCCUGGUCAUGUUCAUCUACGCGAUCUUUGGCAUGUCCAACUUCGCCUACGUCAAGAGGGAAGCUGGGAUCGACGACAUGUUCAACUUCGAAACCUUCGGCAACAGCAUGAUCUGCCUGUUCCAAAUCACCACCUCCGCCGGAUGGGACGGUUUGCUCGCGCCAAUCCUGAACAGCGGACCCCCAGACUGUGACCCUGAAGCAGUUCACCCCGGAAGCUCAGUUAAAGGAGACUGUGGCAACCCCUCUGUUGGGAUUUUCUUUUUUGUCAGUUACAUCAUCAUAUCGUUUCUGGUGGUGGUGAACAUGUACAUCGCCGUCAUCCUGGAGAACUUCAGCGUGGCCACCGAAGAGAGCGCCGAGCCCCUGAGCGAGGAUGACUUUGAGAUGUUCUAUGAGGUGUGGGAGAAGUUUGACCCCGACGCAACCCAGUUCAUAGAGUACAGUAAACUCUCUGACUUUGCCGCGGCUCUGGAUCCCCCACUCCUCAUAGCCAAACCCAACAAAAUCCAGCUCAUCGCCAUGGACCUGCCCAUGGUCAGCGGGGACCGGAUUCACUGCCUCGACAUCUUAUUCGCCUUCACCAAGCGCGUUUUGGGGGAGAGUGGAGAGAUGGACGCCCUCCGCAUACAGAUGGAAGAUCGGUUCAUGGCAUCCAAUCCCUCUAAAGUGUCUUAUGAGCCCAUCACAACUACUCUGAAACGAAAGCAGGAGGAGGUGUCUGCUGCUAUCAUCCAGCGUAAUUUCAAAUGUUAUCUUUUAAGACAAAAGGUCAAAAAAUUGUCAAGUGCAUACAACCAGGAGAAAAAUAAAGGCCGGGUUGACCUGCCCAUCAAAGAUGAUGUAAUUAUCAGUGAACUGAAUGGGAAUUCCACUCCCGAAAAGACAGAUGAGAGUUCUUCUACCACCUCUCCACCCUCCUAUGACAGUGUGACAAAGCCCGAUAAAGAAAAGUUCGAAAGGGAUAAGCCUGAAAAAGGAAGUAAAGGGAAGGAUGUCAGGGACAAUAAAAAGUGAAAAGAAACAAAGAAUUCUCUUUGUGAUCAUUGUUUACAAGCCUGCGAAGGUGAUGUAUUUGUGUCAACAGAACUCCUUGCAGAGGACUAUGCCAAACUGACUGUUUUUACAAACACAUUCUUAAGGUCAGUGCCUAUAAUGAGACAGUGACCCCUUUGUCAGCAAAAUGACUGUAAAACAGGGUAGGAUUUUGACAGGAGGAGUACUGUUUUCACUACCAGCUGACACUGCUGAGGAGGAGACAAAAUGGCUGCUCAGACUGUAGGGACCAGCUUAGUUGUACAAAGUGAUAACUGUGUGCAAAAUAAAAACAAAACACCUUUAGUACCACAACUGUUUCCUACGUUUGUAUUUCAUCUACCGGUUCUGCCAUACUUUUUUAUCUGUUGUGUAGGUCGGCAGAUUUAUCAUUGAUUUACAGGCUCUUCUUUGCGAUUCCUUUUCUAAAUGGAUUUUGGGUUCACGAACAGGUAAGGAGACCGAGUUUUUAACCCCUGAUUCUCUCCAGCAUGCAGACAGGGGUGAUUUUCGUGUCCGGUGCCAACAAACACCACAUCAAAAUGCUUCAGCUAUUUUCCUUGUUUCAGGUGACUCUAACUUGGGUGUCUUCACGGUGUAUGUUCCCAACGGACAAAUUUCAGUGCACCUGUAAAGCCUCCUUCAGUUUUCCAUAAAAAACAAAUGGAUUGCUGUUAUGCAAAUUACUCUAUUUCAGCAAGUGCAAAUUUCACCCUAAAUCUGAGUCCUGGAUUCUAUUUCAGUUAAAUGUUGUUGUUGAGAAAGCAGACUAAUGAUCAGCUCCUGGAAAAGUGACAAGAAAACAAAUCAUUUUUGAAUUGUCGUUCCACUUUCUCCCGCAGUAUUGCUUAGCCAUCCGAUGCCUCCGCCAAGCUGACACGUUGUGUCAAUGAAACGCCCUCUGUUAUGUAAAUAGUUAUUUUAUCCUGGGGUGCACGUCUGAGCAAACGUAUAUGGCCAGAUAAACAACAGCUAUUAAAUCAAAUAUGUACCACAGUCUCUGUGUCGUUUUGCAAGCUUUCAACAGGUAAUAUGACGUAACCUGUACCAUUCAUUGUACGUAAAUCGUUUGGGCCACGGGUAAUAUGACGUAUCCUGUACCAUUCAUUAUACGUAAAUCGUUUGGAGACUGAUGCAUGUUAAUAUUGCCUAUGCUGCUGUUUCUUUCAGUCUUCAGAGAUCGUUACUAUAGGAAGCCAUAUGUUGGUGAUAAAGUGCGAAAUUAGUCAAUCAGACUUCUGUCCUUCAUGCCAUUAAAGAUAGUUUGCAGUUAAGAGCGCCUUUAGUUUUGCAUUUAAAACUUUCACUGAAUGCCACAUGGCCCAGAGCCAGGCUGUAAGAGAAAGUCCUGCAAACUGCCUAUUCUGAUGGUGGGCGGGAGGAGGGUGGAGGGGACUUGUACUUCAUAUUUUGCUAAAGAAAAAUCUGUUGAAAUGUGUUUUAAAGGUAUAAAUACUGUAAAAAAAAUUCCAUUGAUUUGUCGACAUUUUGUACAUAAGAAAAUUAUUUUCAGGUUGAUGUCAUGGCCAGUUGUUUUACUUUCUGCUGUUGCUUUUUUUAAAAAA
Messenger RNA from Tachyglossus aculeatus (Australian echidna), 8132 nucleotides. RefSeq names its product sodium voltage-gated channel alpha subunit 3 (gene SCN3A). The record is from RefSeq and is a predicted model, not a curated record. The transcript is spliced from 29 exons. Lineage: Eukaryota; Metazoa; Chordata; Mammalia; Monotremata; Tachyglossidae. Bases 529 to 6549 code for a protein of 2006 amino acids. Gene Ontology annotation, biological process: sodium ion transmembrane transport; membrane depolarization during action potential; neuronal action potential. Gene Ontology annotation, cellular component: voltage-gated sodium channel complex; axon; plasma membrane. Gene Ontology annotation, molecular function: protein binding; voltage-gated sodium channel activity.